GCUCGCUGACAGCGGUAAAAUCGGAGCAGCAGCAAUCCGAACGGUAAAAAAAAGAAAGCUGAGGGCAAAACAACGAGAGCCGUUCUCUCGCCGAAGUCGCUGCCUGCGUCGACGCCGCUGCCAAAUCUAGGCGAAAAUCGCAACACUUGGCGUACAAGCUCCGGAUCCGGCUAAAAGUCAAGUGCAGGAGGCAGCAACAGCAACAGCAAAAGCAGAGGCAGCAGCAGCGAAAGCAGCAGCAGCAGCAGCAGAGUUUUCCAAGCUCGGCGGCAGAGAUUCACUCUCGGUCGGGCGCCGGCGUCAGCGUUCCACGGGAUCCGUGAUUAGGUUUUACGGUUUUCAGUCCGCUCGAUGACGCCGAGGCCAGCAGUUAUGCGCCAAGCAGCAGCAGCCACCAUAGCAGCAGCAGCAGCAAGCAAAGCAGCAGCUUUAAAGCCCUAAAUCUGUGGCACUUCCUUCCGGUUGCCACGUUGCGUAUACGCCACCGAUACCGAAACCGCACUCGCAUGCCGUCGCGUAAAAACCAAACAGUUUCAGUGCCAAAAUCGAAGAACCGAAACCAGCUAACGAAAGCUCGAGUUUAACAAAACAAAAAGAAAACAUAAAUUUGAAAAAAGAAAGAAAAACUAAAUCAGUGAUAAAUUCGAAAUGGACGUGGCCAAAAUGCAAGCCACUUCCGGCCAGCAUCUGCUGCAUCCGGCCGCACCGCCCGCCCACCAACACCACCUGCCGCUGGACUACAGCCUGGGCAACUUCAAGCCGGCGAUUGCCUCGGACUUCCCCGGCUCCUUCCUCACCAGCCAGCAGUCCUCGUCGGCCUCCAACACCGCCUCCCCCUCCUCCUCCACCUCCGCCUCGCUGCAGGUGCGCGAUCUCAGCGCCCUGACCGCCAUGGCCGCCAUUCCCUCGCCCACGCAGCUGCUCCACCAGCGGCUCCAGCUGUCCGCGGACGCAGCCCUGGGCCACCACCAGCAACAGCAGCAGCCGGCCGCCCAGAACCCGCCCCAUCCCCCACAGCCCCAGAUGCCGCCGGCCUCCACGUCGCCGCACGAGUACGCACCCAUGUCCGCCUUCAAGGCGGUGCUCCCCAAGAAGCGAAACUCCGACGAUGCCUCGCUAGCGUUUAGCAUAAGCAGACUGGUCAAGACUGAACAACUGACGGCGAUGGCGGCGGCGGCCGUUGGCCUGAAGCCGCCGACUCCCAUGGAGGACAACAACAACUCAAUCUCGAUGCUGAGCAAGAACCAGCAGAUGCACCAGCAGCACCACCAGAGCCAGCAGCCCCAUCUUCCCCAGCGCUCCAAGCCGGCCUUCAUCAGCGCCAGCGAGAAGCUGCGCCGCCAGUCGCGAUCCCGCUCGAGGUCGAGAUCCCGCAGUCCCUGCUCCUCGCAGAUCGACAUGGAGGACGCGGAGUCACACCACUCGCUGCACUCCCGCUCGCGGUCCCGCUCCCGUUCCCGCUCCCACUCCCGCUCGCGCUCGCACUCGAGCAGCUCCUCGGUGGAACUGGAGGUGGACUCGCCGCCCGGCAGUCCGCGGAUCAGCUCGCCCAGCGGAGCCUCCGCCUCCGCCUCCGCCUCGGAGCUGCUGAUCACGGCCAAUGGCGGCGGUCGCAGCAUAGGCUCCAAGAAGUCCGACCUCUUCUCCGUUUCCGCGCUCCUCCGCCGGGACGAACCGCCCCAGCGACGGACGCCCCGCAGCCCCCCACUUGGUCACCUGGCCGCCGGCGGCCUGGCCAUGCCCUUCAACCCGCUGGAGGCGAUGCGGCAGGGCUACCCGCCCAACUACGACGCGGCCAUGUUCCAGCGACCGCUCUUCUCGCCCGCCCUCCCCUUCUUCGCCGCCGUCGCCUUCCACCAAGGUCAGCAGCAGCAGCAGCAGCAACAACAGCAGUCCGGACUGGCAGCAGGCUACCAUCCGGACUCGCAGGAAAAUCUCUUCCGUCUGCGGAGUCUGAUGGUGCCACUCCAGUCCGCCGGACAGAACAACUCGUCGGCGGCAGCGGCGGCGGCGGCAGCAGCGGCGGCAGCGGUGGGCGUCGGUGUCGGAGUGGGCGUGGGCGUGCCACCCAGCGGCGGGCACUUGGGGCUGCCCCACUCGACGCACCUCCACCACUUCCACCACAUGGCCGCCAAGUGGCCCGGCCUGCACCAAUUCAGCGACCUGUACUCGUGCAUGAAGUGCGAGAAGAUGUUCUCCACGCCCCACGGCCUCGAGGUCCACUCCCGGCGGACGCACCACGGCAAGAAGCCCUACGCCUGCGAGCUCUGCAACAAGACCUUCGGCCACGAGGUCAGCCUCAGCCAGCACAGGGCGGUGCACAACGUGGAGAAGGUGUUCGAGUGCAAGCAGUGCGGCAAGCGCUUCAAGCGAUCCAGCACCCUGUCCACCCACCUGCUCAUCCACAGCGACACGCGGCCUUACCCCUGCAACUACUGCGGCAAGCGGUUCCACCAGAAGAGCGACAUGAAGAAGCACACCUACAUCCACACAGGCGAGAAACCGCACAAGUGCCAGGUGUGCGGCAAGGCGUUCAGCCAGAGCUCGAACCUGAUCACGCACUCCCGCAAGCACACGGGCUACAAGCCCUUCUCCUGCAAGCUGUGCCACAAGGCCUUCCAGCGGAAGGUGGACCUGCGCCGGCACAAGGAGACGCAGCACACGGACCUGCGGGUGCACCUGGGCAAGGUGGACUUCAUGUCGGCGGCGGCGGCAGCGGCGGCCUCUGCGGAGCUGAGUGCGGUGGCGGGGGGACCGGUGCCCUCCGGAGUGCCGGCGGGGAGCCAGGGGGCCAGUGCGGUCAACCCGGCGAACAACGGAGCUCCCCAGAUGGGCACUCUCAACUGCCAGAAGGUCUCGCUGCUGGUAUAACAUGAACACCACGAACAUGGACACCAAACCGAAAUCCAAAUCAACCGCAACCAUUGUGCAAUAGACGAAUGCGGAGCCGGAGGCAGCGGUGGCGGCGGAGGAGAAGAGCCUCGCCAGGCAUUUGCCACUGCUUGAAACCGAACUCCAAAGAGAAAAGAUAAAACAAUUUAAAUAAUUUUAAGCCAGCCAGUUAAAAAUAUUUCCAAUGUUGCCAAAAACGAUACAAAUAGCAAGAAAGUUUGAAAUCAAUUAAAGCCAGCACAAUAGUCAGUCUCAAGUUCUCAUAAAGUGUAAUCAUCUUACCAAAGCUAUUCCAAAGCAAGGAGAGUUUCCACGUUUUUCUUUGUGUUGUCAGUUUGUAUUGCUGUGGCCCGAGAGCCAGUUGAAAAUCAAAAUCAUGUUAAGAAACUCCAACAAUAUGAACUGUGCGUGUCGUACUUUGUAAAAUGUAACAGAAUAAAUCCAAAAACGCAAGGAAUCCAAUAAAUAAAACAAAUCGAAAGCGUGAAAGCAAAACAAAAAAGUUCCAAGUUUUCGCUUCUAGAUAGUUGUGAAAUUUUAACUAAAUCGCUGUAUUAUGCAAACUAUUUUGAUAUUAUAUCAUUCCAAUGAAUUUAGUCUAAUUAAUAAAUUUUUUAACUUAUUUAUACAUAUUAUGUGUAUGUAUGUAAAAACCGCUAAACAAAUAUAUAUAUAUAUAUUUUCAUUUUAAUGUUCAACAAAGUAAUGUAUGUAAUAUUAAAAUAACAGCUAUAAAGACAAAAAUUAAUCUACAUUCUAAGUAUUUUUAUGUUUUCAAAAUAAAUUGAAUUUAUUAAGCAAA
Molecule: messenger RNA, 3694 nt
Organism: Drosophila ficusphila
Lineage: Eukaryota; Metazoa; Arthropoda; Insecta; Diptera; Drosophilidae
Gene: sens-2
Product: zinc finger protein sens
Exons: 5
Coding region: 649-2871 (740 amino acids)
Biological process (GO): regulation of transcription by RNA polymerase II
Cellular component (GO): nucleus
Molecular function (GO): RNA polymerase II cis-regulatory region sequence-specific DNA binding; DNA-binding transcription factor activity
Source: RefSeq, a predicted model, not a curated record